GCAGCGAACAGCUGUUCGAUAAAAACAAUUUUCUUCGUUUUGUUUAUUUUACAAGUUUUGUGUUUAUUUUAAUAAUACUAUCACGAUGACGCUCGACUUGGAUGCCAAUAAGAGGGACGACAAAUUGCUGAUAACCACCAUCCAGCAGGAGUAUAAAAUACUUGCUGAGUACAAAAUGAUUGAAUCGGAAAAGUUGAGUGGUAUUUACGUGAUACCCAGCUAUGCGAAUUCCUUGCACUGGUUCGGUGUCUUCUUUGGACGCCAAGGCUUCUACGCGGAGAGUGUCUUUCGCUUCUCAAUUCUAUUGCCUGAUCGCUUUCCCGACGACAAGAGUCUUCCAACCGUGAUAUUCCAGCAGGAUGUACUGCAUCCCCAUGUCUGCCCCUACACCCACAGUUUAGACAUCAGUCAUGCCUUUCAGGAGUGGCGUUGCGGUGAGGACCAUCUGUGGCAGCUGCUCAAAUACAUGCAGGCCAUAUUCUCAGACCCGGUCGACAGUAUCCGAGGUAUUGAAGCGGACAAAUUGAAAAACAACGAGGCUGCUGAUCUUUUGAUGACAAAUAGGGAGGAGUUCGCCGUCCGUGUGCUGGAGAACAUAAAAGAGAGCAAGGCACGCGUUUACGACGCACCGCCCACUGAGGAUCCCCACUAUAUAGUAUUCGAAAAGUUCCAGACCGAUGUACACGGACCGGUAUUGGAGCGCAUCAAAGCAGGCAAGAGCAAGCAGCUGGAGACCGCGUCGCAGCAGGCGAACGGAGGACUCGCCACUGGGCUCUCGUGGGUAAAGGAGGGCGAGUUCAAGCCUCUCAGCAUUGAGUAAAAGCAAUAUAUAGCUAUAGGAAUUCGAAAUGUAAUGUCUCAAUAUUAAACCGAUUAUUUACA
Drosophila serrata is the source of this 882-nucleotide messenger RNA. It is a transcript of the gene peo, whose product is annotated as ubiquitin E2 variant domain-containing protein pendolino. The record is from RefSeq and is a predicted model, not a curated record. NCBI's taxonomy places the organism in Eukaryota, Metazoa, Arthropoda, Insecta, Diptera, Drosophilidae.